CGCGGGCGGGCUCGCGCCACCUGUCCGAGUGCCACCUGCUCUCCGCACUGCUGGGAUUGAGCAAAGACUCGGGGUGACAGUGGGCUGACGACGGCGCCAGGGGCCCUUGGAGCAAAGCGAGGAGCGCACCGGAUCACCAUGCCGCGUUCGUUCCUUGUCAAGAGCAAAAAGGCUCACAGUUAUCACCAGCCGCGCUCCCCGGGACCCGACUAUUCCCUCCGGCUGGAGAAUGUGCCGGCGCCCGGCGGAGCAGACAGCACUUUAAACUCAGGCAGGGCGAAGGCGGAGUCCAAGGAUCGUUUGUCCCCCGAGUCGCAGCUGACCGAGGCCCCCGACAGUGCCUCGGUCUCCCCCGGCAGCUGUGAGGACAGCAUCUGCGAUCGGAGCUCGGAGUUUGAGGACUUCUGGAGGCCUCCUUCGCCCUCUGUGUCUCCAGCCUCGGAGAAGUCGGUGUGCCCAUCGCUGGAUGAAGCCCAGCCCUUUCCCCUUUCCUUCAAGCCGUAUUCUUGGAGCAGCCUGGCGAGUUCUGAUCUGCGGCGCCUGGUGCAGAGCUAUCGGCCGUGCGCGGCCCUGGAGCGCGGCGCGGGCUUGGGCCUCUUCUGCGAGCGCACCCCAGAACCUGGCCACCCCGCCGCACUGUACGGUCCCGAGCGGGCUGUGGGCGGCGCCGGGGCCGGGACGCCCGGGGGCGGCAGUGCGGGAGGCGGCGCUGCGGGCGGCUCGGGCCUGGGGCUCUACGGCGACUUCGGACCCGCAGCCGCUGGGCUGUAUGAGCGGCCAGCUGCGGCGGCCGGCGGGCUUUACUCAGAGCGAGGCCACGCGCCCCAUGCGGACAAGGGUGCUGGCGUCAAGGUGGAGUCCGACAUCCUGUGCACGCGCCUGCUGCUGGGCAGCGGCUCCUACAAGUGCAUCAAAUGCAGCAAGGUGUUCUCCACGCCUCAUGGGCUCGAGGUGCACGUGCGCAGAUCCCACAGCGGCACCAGACCGUUCGCUUGCGAGAUGUGCGGCAAGACCUUCGGGCACGCGGUGAGCCUGGAGCAGCACAAAGCCGUGCACUCACAGGAACGGAGCUUUGACUGUAAGAUCUGUGGCAAGAGCUUCAAGAGGUCCUCGACACUGUCCACCCACUUGCUCAUCCACUCAGACACCCGGCCCUAUCCCUGUCAGUACUGUGGCAAGAGGUUCCACCAGAAGUCAGACAUGAAGAAACACACCUUCAUCCACACUGGUGAAAAACCCCACAAGUGCCAGGUGUGCGGCAAGGCAUUCAGUCAGAGCUCCAACCUCAUCACCCACAGCCGUAAACACACAGGCUUCAAGCCCUUUGGCUGUGAUCUGUGUGGAAAGGGCUUCCAGAGGAAGGUGGACCUCAGACGGCACCGGGAGACCCAGCACGGCCUCAAAUGAGUGCCUGGCAGGGACUGGGGCUGCAGCUACUCAACACUACGGCAGGAGGGCACCCCGCCCCCCACACUUGCACCAUCCUCUUCAAUCUCUCAGGUCCCCUAAUUCAGUCUGCUGAUCUCACUAAGGUGACAUCCUCACCAUACUUUCCGGAAC
Condylura cristata (star-nosed mole) is the source of this 1560-nucleotide messenger RNA. It is a transcript of the gene GFI1, whose product is annotated as growth factor independent 1 transcription repressor. Gene Ontology annotation, cellular component: nucleus. The transcript is spliced from 7 exons. The record is from RefSeq and is a predicted model, not a curated record. NCBI's taxonomy places the organism in Eukaryota, Metazoa, Chordata, Mammalia, Eulipotyphla, Talpidae. Bases 139 to 1407 code for a protein of 422 amino acids.